Molecule: messenger RNA, 4827 nt
Organism: Girardinichthys multiradiatus
Lineage: Eukaryota; Metazoa; Chordata; Actinopteri; Cyprinodontiformes; Goodeidae
Product: vang-like protein 2
Exons: 8
Coding region: 844-2421 (525 amino acids)
Biological process (GO): establishment of planar polarity; Wnt signaling pathway, planar cell polarity pathway; multicellular organism development
Cellular component (GO): plasma membrane
Source: RefSeq, a predicted model, not a curated record
UCUUGUUGUGGAAAAAGUGCGGAGAGGUUCCGUGGAUGCGUGCGCCUGGGUUCGGUGUUUACUCGGAGGGGAAACGAGGAGGAUUGUGUGGCGCUGGAGAUCUCCGGUUUCACCCCCACAAACAAUAGUCUGGAGGACGCGAUGGUCGCCUUUUCUCCAGAACCACAGGGAAGUUUAGGAUCCUCACCGGCCCCUAUUGUUCUGGGGGAGGCCACGUAGCUCUGCGUGCUGAUUCUAACCCAGCAGAGGACGGGAUCUGGGUUUAUUAGGACCGGAACGAGGAUGCGCCUGGAGGGAAUGAGCGCGUCCGCUCUGGUUGUAGGCCGACGGGUUUGAAUUUUCCUCCAGCGCGUCCAUUCAUUUCCAGAGGGCGUCCCGUUCUGGACUCAGGGAAAGAAAGGGACCGAGCAUUUGGAUCAGUCGGCUUCAGGACGCCACCAAAGGGGCCUAGAGGAGUGCUCUAUUGUCCCUCCUUUCCCCCUCAUUUUAUAGCUCCCACAACUCUUUAUACUGACCUUAAUUCGGCUGGUGGUCUUCAUAAUCUCAACUACUUCAUCUCUCCCCCCGCUGUGACGCUCCUACCCAUCAUCCUCUCCCAAUCCCUCUUCCUCCUCUCUGCAGCCUCCCCCCUGCUCUCCCACCUGCCCCCUUCUCUGUCCCCCAUCGUCAUCAGCCUCCAAGAUAGAUUCCCUCAGGAGCAAGGUUGAUCUGCUCAAGCUGCCUCUGGCCCUGUCCACCAAGUCCAUCUCCGAGCGCAAAAGCCAGCUGGGAGGAGCCGGCGAGCGGCGCAGCACGGGUGGAGGAGGCGGGGCUCGUACAGCCCGCUCACCGCCGACCCGAGACAUGGACAACGAGUCGCAGUACUCGGGCUACUCAUACAAGUCGUCUCAUUCCCGAAGCUCCCGAAAGCACAGGGACCGAAGGGACCGGCACCGCUCCAAGAGCAGAGACAGCAGCAGCCGUGGAGACAAAUCAGUCACCAUCCAGACGCCUGGAGAGCCGCUGCUAGAUGCAGAGUCGACCCGAGGAGAUGACAGGGAUGAUAACUGGGGAGAGACCACCACUGUCGUCACAGGCACUUCCGAGCACAGCAUCUCAAACGAGGACCUCACACGAGUCACCAAAGAUUUGGAGGAGUCAACACCGUUGGAGUGCAAACGCUUCAUCGGCCCGGCGCUCGGAGGCUGCCUGAGCUUCUUCGCUCUGGUCACGCCUCUAGCCUUCCUCAUCCUCCCGCAGGUCCUGUGGCGAGACGCCCUCGAGCCCUGUGGGACUCCCUGCGAAGGCCUUUACGUCUCUCUCGCCUUCAAGCUUCUGGUCCUGCUCAUCUCCUCCUGGGCGCUGUUCCUCCGCCCGCCCCGAGCCACCAUCCCACGUUUCUUUGUCUUCCGCUGCCUACUGAUGGUGCUGGUGUUCCUGUUCGUGGCGUCGUACUGGCUCUUCUACGGUGUUCGGGUGCUGGAGCCCAGAGAGAGGGACUACAGGGGGAUUGUGGAGUAUGCCGCCUCACUGGUUGACGCCCUGCUCUUCAUCCAGUACCUGGCUCUGGUGCUGCUCGAGGUCCGACACCUGCAGCCGGCUUUUUGCCUUAAGGUGGUCCGGAGUACGGAUGGAGCCAGCAAGUUUUACAACGUGGGUCAUCUUAGCAUCCAGCGAGCUGCGGUCUGGGUGUUGGACCGGUAUUACAGCGACUUCUCCGUCUACAACCCUGCUGUGGUCAACCUUCCGAAGUCCAUCCUGUCUAAGAAGAUGACAGGGUUCAAGGUUUACUCCCUGGAUGAAAGCUCCACCAAUAACUCCACGGGCCAAUCGAGGGCCAUGAUCGCAGCGGCUGCCAGGAGGAGGGACAACUCCCACAACGAGUAUUACUACGAGGAGGCGGAGAUGGAGCGCAGGAUCCGCAAGCGCAAAGCCAGGCUGGUUGUAGCUGUAGAAGAGGCCUUCACGCACAUCAAGCGUCUCCACGACGACGAGGUGGCUUCGUCUCCCAAACACCCCAGAGAGGUGAUGGACCCUAGGGAAGCUGCCCAGGCGAUCUUCGCCCCAAUGGCCCGGGCCAUGCAGAAGUACCUGAGGACCACACGGCAGCAGGCCUUCCACAGCAUGGAGAGCAUCCUCACACACCUGCAGUUCUGCAUCACUCACAACAUGGCGCCCAAGGCUUUCCUGGAGCGAUACCUGACCCCAGGCCCCACCAUGCAGUACCAGCAGCAGAGUGGCAGGGGGCGCCAGUGGACUUUGGUAAGCGAGGAGCCCGUCACCUCGGGCCUUCGGCAGGGUCUGGUCUUCUCCCUGCGGCGCCUGGACUUCUCUCUGGUCGUCACAGUAACACCGCUUCCUUUCCUGCGGCUCGGGGAGGAGUUCAUCGACCCAAAGAGCCACAAGUUCGUCAUGCGGCUGCAGUCGGAGACCUCGGUGUGAAAGCAGCAGAUGAAUCUUUUUUUUUUUUUUUCUGUUAUCCUGCAGCUCGCUCCUCUUGGAUGUGACAGGACACUUUAUUGUCAUCCAAUUAUACUCCCCCUCUUCUAUGACGGAAACCAAUCAAAGGGAGGAGCGCAGCUUCUCUGAUCAUCAAACUGUGAUUGGCUCUAUGAUUGUUCCAAAAUAAGCGGAUGCCUUUUGGCCACCAGUGUUUUCUUUUUCAAAAUGUUUGUCUCUUGUUUUGCUUUGACCAAUGAACUCCAGUGGUGUGAUGACACAUCACACGAACACAAGAGGAAGGAAGAGAUUAUGUCACAUCCUGUCUCUCUCUAUCUGCAUCUCUCUGGUGGUGAUGUUUCCUCUGUCACCACAUGGACCUGCUUUUAUAUGAGAGCAAGUGGCUUUUAUUGUUUUAACCUACAGAAUGUAGCAUUCAUUAUGUGCUGUGAGUUGAUGUCUGUCUUUGGCCUUUUAAAAAUGUCACUACUUGGAUCAGUUUAAGCGCAGAGACGGGACAUUUUCAGCUGGCAUUAACAUGCAAUGUUGCAGCUAAUUUGGAUGCACAAGUCUGACGAAUUUUCUCAGUGCCAACAAAUCUAGUGAGAUGAACUGGGAAUACCCAAAUCUAUUAACAGUUAAAGCUUAAACAUGGUACAAAAUGUAAUUUGCUACGCAUUGCUCUGACAAAUGGUUAUUUUAAGCUGAUGAGUAUCAAUUCUAAGUAUUUUUGGCGGUAGGAUUCUGAGGUGAACCCUGCCAAAAAUAAACCGAACCCUCUGACUCAGUGCAUCUUUAUCUCUUUGAGGGUAAAUGUGUGUAAUUUAAGUUGUUAAAUUACCUGUUUUUGGCCAUAAUAAGCUCAUUUUGGACAAUAUGACACAUAAACGGUUUCCUCAGGCUUGUCCUUUAACGCACACUCAAGAUGGCCUUGAUGCUCGACUGUCAGCAGGAUUUUAUUGGCAGAGUCAUUGGAGAAAAAUGCACAAAGCUUCUGCAGGCUUUGCGAUUUUAUUAGCAUAAGAAUAAAAAUCAGGGUCCCUCUCUGCUCUUCAACAAUAUUUGGCCACAGGCUCCCUGAUACUAAUCUAAGCCCCUAAAAAAAGAAGAAUAAGUUUGAUUUAACAAUUAAAUGUGGUUUGUCUUAAUGGUUUACAGUUAGGUUUAGUGGUCAGGUCUUCACAGCAAGUGUUACAGAGCACACGUGAAUCAGAACAGUCCGGAGAACCAGAGUGCCUGCAGCUAGGUGCUGCCUGCAGCUUUGCCUGAGCCUUCAGCAGGACACUUGUUGUAACAACCAUUCCUGGUUCCCCGCCCUCAGAUUGAGUCCUGUUACUGUCAUUGCGUAUGUCCUAAAAAGCUAUUCUUAAGAGCUAAACUUAUUCAGUUAUGAUGCAAACAGGAGUUCAGGCCUGAUUCAGAGGAAAAGCUAAUUCUGGGCAGGGUUUUUUGAAGGUAUUUUGGCUAUUUAAAAGGAAAAAACAACUGAUAAUUGACAGGUUUACCAGUCAAUUAUCAGUUUAGUAAUGUUUUACCAAAUUUAAUGUUCAGAGAUGCUAAAAUUGACCUUUUAGAAACUUGAUAUUACUUUUUUCAACAUUUUAUCCAUAAUGUCGGAUCCUCAACUAACCAAAAAAUAAUAAUAAAGUAUAAAUUCAGGAAGAUUAGGAAGACGCAACACUGAUUUAACAGAUCAUUUGAAGCAAACACACAAACAUUAAGUGUGUGAAUCUUUUAUUAAAAAGUCUCCAGCAAAGAUUUCAGUUUUCCGAAAUGGUUUAGCUUAUCUAGCGGGUAUCAAUAGUUUUUUAUUUUUAUUUUUCUAAAAAAGUGGAAACUACUGGUUUUUUUUUUUCUCAGUGUAGUUCCAGUUGUAAGUGUAAGUCUACGACCUUACAAUAGAUAAAUGUCCCAAACCAGACGUGCGAUUGUAACUCCUCUGAUCACCUCCUCGCCUUGUGCCGCUUCAGUCGGACCUUUACUCUGCCUUCUCUCUGCAGACGUGGAAGAUCUGCAGGAGGCUGCUCUUUCUGCAGAUGCCGACACUCCAACUGUUCAGCCACAGUCCAACUCUUUGCCUUUUCUGUCAAGUUUUCGAAUUAAGCAAAAAAAAAAACGUCUCAUAUAAACUCUUAAGUUUCAUAUGAGCAAUCCUGAUUUUGUUUUUUUAAGAAAAGCAUGAAAAUAGUUAUUUUGGGCUCAAAUUUUUUAUUUUGAAAACUAACUUUUGUAUCAUUUUGAGGUGCCUAAGUUAUGAUGCAAUUUUCUGAAUGAUUUUACUUAAAUGCAAAAAGAAAUAAGUGACUUGUAAAGGACAAAAAAUGUAGCUUUAUGUUUUCAUUUUUUGGUAACAGUAGAUGGUAAAGUGUUUUAGACCUUUUUCUAUUAUUAAACCAUUUAUUCCUAAUA